This is a messenger RNA of Drosophila kikkawai, 1101 nucleotides long. It is a transcript of the gene Ctu1, whose product is annotated as Cytosolic thiouridylase subunit 1. The record is from RefSeq and is a predicted model, not a curated record. Gene Ontology annotation, cellular component: cytosolic tRNA wobble base thiouridylase complex; mitochondrion. Lineage: Eukaryota; Metazoa; Arthropoda; Insecta; Diptera; Drosophilidae. Gene Ontology annotation, biological process: tRNA wobble position uridine thiolation. Gene Ontology annotation, molecular function: tRNA binding.
UUGAAAGGGGCCGAAAACAGAUGGAACUGGCCACAAUAAAUAAAUUGUGAAAUAAAUGUGAUUUAAAAUGCCCAUAAACUGCAAAUCCCAGUGUGGCAAUCGAGCUGCCUUAAAGCGUCCCAAAACUGGCGAUGCGCUGUGUAAAGAGUGUUUCUUCGCCGCCUUCGAGGCGGAGAUUCAUCACACGAUCUCCUCCAGCAACUUAUUUCGGCGAGGCGAGAAGGUUGCCGUGGCUGCUAGUGGAGGCAAGGAUUCCACAGUCUUGGCGCAUGUCUUGAAAUUGCUAAAUGAACGCCAUGACUACGGCCUGGAGUUGGUGCUGCUUUCUAUAGAUGAAGGCAUCACUGGAUAUCGGGACGACAGCCUGGAGACUGUCAAGCAGAACCGUGACGACUAUCAGAUGCCCCUAAAGAUCAUCUCCUACGAGGAGUUGUACGGCUGGACGAUGGACCGGAUUGUGGCGCAGAUCGGGCGCUCAAACAACUGCACGUUUUGUGGGGUCUUUCGGCGACAGGCACUGGAUCGCGGGGCCAAGCUGCUGGGUGUGGACAGCAUAGCCACCGGCCAUAAUGCCGACGAUAUCGCCGAGACUGUGCUGAUGAACGUGCUUCGUGGGGACACCGCUCGCCUAAGGCGUUGCACCGACAUUCGGACCGGCGGCGGAGAGGACUCCAUACCCCGGGUGAAGCCACUCAAGUACAGCUACGAAAAAGAGAUCGUGAUGUACGCACACUACAAGAAGUUGGUGUAUUUCUCGACGGAGUGCGUCUUUGCCCCCAACGCUUAUCGCGGCCAUGCACGAGCCUUCCUCAAGGAUCUGGAAAAGGUGCGGCCCGCUGUCAUAAUGGACAUCAUUUACUCUGGCGAGCAGCUGCGGUUUAAGGACACCGUCAAAAAGCCAGUGCGCGGCAUAUGCACUCGGUGCAGUUUCGUCUCCUCGCAGCAGCCGUGCAAGGCGUGCGUUCUCCUCGAAGGCUUGAACCGCGGCCUGCCCAAGCUGGGCAUAGGCAAGAAGUCCAAGGGCGAUCGAAUGAUCGCCAAGCAAGACCAGGAAUUGGCACUUCGAGAGCGUGCAAAUUUAGUAAAAAACGAUUUUUAACA